Molecule: messenger RNA, 3041 nt
Organism: Mauremys mutica (yellowpond turtle)
Lineage: Eukaryota; Metazoa; Chordata; Testudines; Geoemydidae
Gene: NRG3
Product: neuregulin 3
Exons: 9
Coding region: 1-1980 (659 amino acids)
Biological process (GO): intracellular signal transduction; nervous system development; animal organ development
Molecular function (GO): chemorepellent activity
Source: RefSeq, a predicted model, not a curated record
AUGAGUGAAGGGGCUGCCUGCGCCUCCCCACCUGGUGCUGCUGCUGCUGAGGAGGGGGCGGCGGCGGCGGCGGCUGGGGGCCCGGACGGGGAUGGGGCUCCCGACCCCCCCAGGGAGCUGCGAUGUAGUGACUGCAUCGUCUGGAACCGGCAGCAGACGUGGCUGUGUGUGGUGCCUCUUUUCAUCGGCUUCAUCGGCUUGGGGCUCAGCCUCAUGCUGCUCAAAUGGAUCGUGGUGGGCUCCGUCAAGGAUUAUGUCCCCACCGAGCUGAUGGAUUCCAAAGGGAUUGGGCAGGACCCCUUCUUCCUCUCCAAGCCAACCACCCCGCCGAAGAGCAUGGAGACCACCACCACCAGCACGUCAAGGACACCCAACCGGAUAAGCACCCGCUUAACCACCAUGACUCGGGCACCCACCCGCUUCCCGGGGACCCGGGUCCCCAUCCGGGCGAGCCCCAGAUCUACCACUGUGCGUCAUACAGCUGCCCCCCCUACCAGUCUCUCCACUACGGUCCCCUUCAGCACCACCAUCCUGACCUCCCGUCCGCUACCCGGGACCCCCAGUACCCAGCCAAUGCCCAUCUGGCCCACUGCGGCAUACGCUACCUCCUCCUAUAAGAUCUAUGUUCACGACUCUGCUCCAUCCUGGACCUUAUCUCCCUUCCAGGAGUCCACCACCACCACACCAGAAACUAGCACUAGCCCCAAAUUCCAUACCACAACGUAUUCCACUGAGCGAUCUGAGCACUUUAAGCCAUGCAAAGACAAGGAUCUUGCAUACUGUCUCAAUGAUGGGGAAUGCUUUGUGAUUGAAACCUUAACUGGAUCACACAAACACUGCCGGUGCAAAGAGGGCUACCAAGGAGUCCGCUGUGACCAAUUUUUGCCGAAAACCGACUCAAUCUUGUCAGAUCCAACAGAUCACUUAGGAAUUGAAUUCAUGGAGAGUGAAGAGGUGUACCAACGCCAGGUGCUGUCUAUUUCCUGUAUCGUCUUUGGCAUAGUCAUAGUGGGCAUGCUCUGUGCUGCGUUCUACUUCAAAACAAAGAAACAAACUAAACAAAUUCAGGAACAGCUGAAAGAGACAGAGAAUGGAAAAACCUACAGCCUUAAUGCUUCCAGCAUGAUGGCAAAAUCAGAAACCGUGGCACAAAGCCGAGUCCAGCUGCAAAAUUAUUCAAAGACAGACAGGCAUCCUGGGCCUGUGAUGGGAAAAGUUAUGGAGUCUAGUUUUUCAGGCACUCAAUCUUUCCCUGAAGCCUUGUCUCCUGACAGAGGAAGCCAGCCUAUCAAGCAACAUAGAAGUCUCUCUUCGUGCUGCAGUCCAGGACAAAGAAAUGGAAUGCUACACAAGAAUGCCUUUCGGAAGACUCCACCCUUAUCUCGGGGUAGGUUCAAUGGAAUUACAGGACCAGCAUAUCAACAGCUAGAAGAGUCAAGGAUCACAGAUCAGGACACAAUACCUUGUCAAGGGUAUUCAUCCACUGGUUUAAAAACUCCUCAGAAUACUUCAAUAAAUAUGCAACUGCCUUCACGAGAGACCACCCCCUAUUUUAAUAAUGUGGAUCAGAAGGACUUGGUUGGAUAUUCCGCAUCAAGGGCCAACUCAGUUCCCAUCAUCCCAUCGGUGGGCUUGGAUGAAGCCUGCAUGCAAAUGCAAAAUGUUUCUGAAGUAACAGGAAUCAAAUGGUGCAAAAACUCCUAUUCAGCUGAACUUGUCAAUGUCAGUGCCCCAGUCAGCAAUUGUCUUAUAGCAGAACAACAGGAAGUGAAAAUAUUGCUAGAAACUGUCCAGGAGCAGAUUCGAAUUCUGACUGAUGCAAGGAGGUCAGAGGACUAUGAACUGGCAAGCACAGAAUCGGAGAACAGUGCAAGUGAAAACACAGCUUUUCUGCCCAUGAGUCCCAUGGCAAAAUUGGAACGAGAAGCAAAAUUUAUCUUAAAAAGCGAAACACACAGAGACUCGGCAUUGACCAAGUGACUUUGAGGAGAGUGGGGGUGGGGAGAUAAAGGAUCUGUGCACUCAAAGCUUUGCUAAACAGGAAAGGAAGGAAAUUAAAUACAAAUUAUUUAUAUGCAUUAAUUUAAAAGCAUCUACUUAGAAGAAACCAAAUAGUCAAUCGCCCUCAUAUCAUAGUGUUUUUUAACAAAAUAUUUUUUUAAGGGAAAGAAAAGUUCCAGGAGGGAUAAAGCAUACAUCUAAAGCUUUUCUGGUUUGGGUUUUUUUUUGAAGGGGGGGGGGGGUUGUUGUUUUUCUUUUUCAGAGUUACACAUUCAGUUGCAGUUACAGUAUGUUUUAAAACUGUCCUGUUUGGCUGUUAGAAGGCUUGGGACAUGCAUAUUUUUCAAAAAAGCCAAAUUCAUUCUUAGACUCUUUGGUUUCAAAGUAGAGCUGUGUUGAACUGUCCACCAGGGAUUCAUUCUCUGGUGAGCAAGUUCUUCUUGAGUAGCCUCAAAUAAAACAGGUCCAUAAUUAGCCCUCCAUUCUACCAGUAGCUUGGUCCCAGAUUCAUAAUUUUAAAACAAACCAACACACACACAAAGUCAGUCUUUCCUAUCUAAAUUCUAAAGUAUAGUUCCAAGCCACAUAAAAUCUGAAGCAACUGUAAAGCCCUGAUUCAGCCAGAUGCUUAAGCAUGUGGCUUCCUUUAAGUACACGAGUAGUCUUAGUGAAGUCAGUGGGACAACCCAUGACCUUUAAGUUAGCAUGUGCUUAAGUAUCUUGUUAAAUCAGGGCAUCAGAGCAGGAGAUGCAAUGAUCAGGUGUUGCUCACAACCACUGCGCAGCCCCAUCUCAUUGUGAACUGUGCUUUUUAAGUUUGGAUUUUCAGUGAGAAAGGGAAAGAAGAAGAAAAAGAUAGUGUGUGCGUGUGUGUGUUAUGAAUUUUCUACCAAUGGGAACUUAAACCACAUUAUUUUGUCACAAAAAUCACAGUAUUUUGAAAAUGUUAUACUUUGAAGACAUUUUUGAGCACUCCGAAAGAGCACUUUUAAAAUAUAUUUUUAGUAUGGUUUGUUCAGAGAUCAGUUGGGGAGAUACAA